Molecule: messenger RNA, 2622 nt
Organism: Orbilia oligospora ATCC 24927
Lineage: Eukaryota; Fungi; Ascomycota; Orbiliomycetes; Orbiliales; Orbiliaceae
Exons: 3
Coding region: 1-2622 (873 amino acids)
Biological process (GO): actin cytoskeleton organization
Molecular function (GO): actin binding; small GTPase binding
Source: RefSeq, a predicted model, not a curated record
AUGGAAUCUCCUCUUAUUACUGCUACUGCUAUUGCUACUGAUCCUCCUCCUCACAGGGGAGGCCUCAGGGCAACUUUAAAACAAUUUAAAGAACGGCUUAUUAACAUCAUCUUUUACAAUCCAGACGACUCCGCAACUAUCACCAUGGCUUCAUCAAUGGCUCCUCCUCCUUCGCCCACGAAACGGGCUUCGCGAUUCUUUGGCGGUCGCCAUAAGCGUGCCGAAUCUGUUAGCGACAACUUAGGUUUGAUGGGUCCUCCCCAGCUGCCUCCAUUGGACUUCUCGUUUUCCGGUGGUGCGGCAAACGGGCCUCCAUCGCCCACCAAAACCGAUCAGCAUGGAUUUGGGGGUCCAUUGCCCAAGCCUAAUCUGAAGGCUAGACACAUGAAGACACCCAGUCUUAUGGACCUUCUUACCGGCAAGUCUAAGAAAGAUGCCAAGAAGGAUUCCGACUUCACAAUUAGCACCGACGACGACUGUCAAGAUGAACAGAAUUCAAGAAACCCUCGGGCUUAUACGACAUCCAGAGUUCUUCAGCCCGCUUUUGUCGAGCAAUCCCAGUCCAUGUCCGAUCAGUUGGAUGCUUCAUUCCUUGACCUUAGAAUGCAAAAUGAAUCCAGCCUCACUCUUACCCUCGAUCAGGAAAACUUUCGACCUCCUCAAAAACAAUCUCGUAUUUUGGGCAAUACAAAUAAGGCCCUUCCUCCCAUUAAGACGGAUAUUCCUGAUGAAAUUGCACGAGAGAUCUCGCUUUACACUCCAAGGCUCUACUCGGCAUCUGGCCAGCGUAAUUUCGCUGUCACACCCGAGUUGAGAGCCCCACAGCCUCGGCCGACUACUUUUUACGGACAACAAGCAGGAGAAAGGAAGUCCAGCUGGGGAAGCAUCAUCUCGAUGGGGAAGCGUAAUAGUAUGGGAGAGGCGGACCAUACCAGCAAUGAGCAUGGUGGGUUCUUGUCAAGGGUAACAACCUUUGGGUCCGGUGGGAAUAAGAGAGUCCACCCUGCGGCAUUGGAAUCUGGAGCUCCAUCCACCGUUACUUUGAAUCAUGAAUUCAAUAAUCUUCUGUCCAAUUAUGGUCUCCCCCACAACAUCAAGAAUGGAGCAUCUGAAAUGCCAGCACAUGUCAAGGCGACAUUGCUCAAAUCUAGCAAAGUCAUGUCAAGGGCCCCGCUGCCACCACCAUCCAGCCAUGGGUCUCCACCACUUAUGACAGGGUUUUCUCCUGUCACACCUGCCCGCGAGAAGAAGAAGCGUCCUCUUAGUGCCUUUGGCGCUGCCCUAUUCCGUGGUGAGCAUACCCGUGCUAGGAGCAAGACAGCUAGCACCAUUGGUCUACCGACCAGGUCGCAGGAAGAUAAGGGACGACCUAAGACUACUCGUUCCGAUAAAGCCUUCCGCGCUGCGCCUACUACUCCUAUUACCCCAUCUGUGAAGACUAAUGUCGGCCCUCUUCACGCGAAUUCCCCUUGCGACUUCAUUGACUACCUUUAUGGAAGGAAUUACAAUGACGUUGACCUUGGAUGGCUUCGCCGCCUUAAGAGGAUGCUCAGAAACGAGCGUCUUGCAUGGGUUGAGACCUUUUUUGAGCAAGAGGGCUUGGAUCGCCUUCUUGAUUUGAUCAAGAAUAUUUACGAAUUGGAAUACCACGAUAUUCAAAGCGGCAGAGUUAUUAAAGAGGUCUUCUUGUGCCUCAAGGCAGCCUACACCGCCCCAAUGGCUGAUGCCCGUUUUGACACAGUCCAUGUCGAACUCUUCACCAUGAUCCUCUCUAUGAUGUUUGAUGAAGAACGAAAGAAGACCCCUUAUGAGUAUGAAACUCGCGAGGCCGCCAUCAGCCUCAUGUUUACCUACCUCCAGCAAGCACCACUUGACCAACAAGUCGCCCGUGCCCGAUCUCUUGUUAAGAUCUUGGAGAACCCACCUUUGGCUAAGAGCCAACAGGGACCUGCUUGGGUUGAGGCUAUCAAACAGCCGCGACCCUUUACCAGAUGGAGCAGUGAGGUUGCUCGAUUGACUUACGAGACCGGAUGGGUUUGGUAUCACCCUGGAAACAGAAUUACACUCCGUGAAUACGAUCCGGAGGCACCAUUCAGUGUUGCACACUUCCCCACCCCACGCGCCUUUAUGGCUAUUGAUGGUGGUAGUGUUAAUUCCAUUGAAAUGAACGUUUCAAAUUAUGCGGCGUUGCAUGUGGAGAUUAUGAAUGCCAUCAUCGCUUAUCUUCCAACCAGGGCGGAGAGGAAUGGUUUCCGCAUGGCGGUUUCCAUGUCUGGUAUGGAAAAAAUCAUGGGACAAGUUUUGAGAUGUGCCGGAAAGGGACAUCACUAUGAGCAACUUGCCAACAUCCACUCUGCUCUCACCGACUGGGUCACUGCCGCCCGAGCCGAUGGGUGGGAAUCUUGGGAGCACGUUCGCACCGGAAGAUUCCCAGCCGAGUCUCAAGAUAAAGUCAAGGCGAUGAGAAAGAUCGAGGCGAUGUAUGGCCCUCAGUACGAGCUUCCCGAUAUGGGUCUUGAGGAUACGGUUGCCCAAAAGAAGAGGAUGUCGAUGAAGCCUGAAGAGUCCAUGAGUGUCUUCCAGGUUACCGACGGUGGUGUCUCUUUGGAGUGGGACUUUUAA